This is a messenger RNA of Emiliania huxleyi CCMP1516, 510 nucleotides long. RefSeq lists its product as hypothetical. The coding region runs from base 1 to 510 and encodes 169 amino acids. Lineage: Eukaryota; Haptophyta; Isochrysidales; Noelaerhabdaceae. The transcript is spliced from 3 exons. The record is from RefSeq and is a predicted model, not a curated record.
AUGGACAUGGCGGCGGCGACGGCGGCGCUGCGCGUGCACGUGUCGGAUCAAAACAGCAACAGGCAACUUGCGGCGGAGGCGGGCGCGAUCGAGGCGGUCGUGGCGGCGCUGCAGGCUCACCCGCAGGUGGCGGAGGUGCAGGAGCAAGGCUGUAGGGCGCUGCGCAACGCGGUGGCGGCGGCGAUGCGCGCUCACCCGCAGGAGGCGGGCGUGCAAGGGCAAGGCUGCAGGGCGCUGUGCAACGUGUGCUCCGGCACCGACGGCGCAGGGCGCGCACGCGAGCAGCGCGCAGCAGCGAUAGUGGCGGCGCUGCAGGCUCACCCGCAGGAGGUGGAGGUGCAGGCGGAAGGCUACAGGGCGUUGGGCAACGUGUGCUCCGGCACCGACGCCGCGGGGCACGCACGCAGCCAGCGCGCAGCAGAGGCGGGCGCGAUCGAGGCGGUUGUGGCGGCGAUGCAGGCUCACCCGCAGGAGGAGGAGGUGCAGGAAUUUUACAACAAAACUCCCUAA